UGGUGUGUGUGUUUGUGCGCGCGUGUGUGUGAGUGUGUGUGCGUGUGUGUGUGCGCGUGUGUGUGUGCGUGUGCGUGUGUGAGCGCGAGCGAGCUAGUGAGGGAGAGGAGCGAGAGAGUGCGAGCGAGAAAGAAUAAAAGGAAAGAUUUUUCUCUAUGUAUAUAAAGAUGGCCACGUUAGCAAACGGACAGGCUGACAACGCGAGCCUCAGUACCAACGGGCUCGGCAGCAGCCCGGGCAGCGCUGGGCACAUGAACGGAUUAAGCCACAGCCCGGGGAACCCGUCGACCAUUCCCAUGAAGGACCACGAUGCCAUCAAGCUGUUCAUUGGGCAGAUCCCCCGAAACCUGGAUGAGAAGGACCUCAAGCCCCUCUUCGAGGAGUUCGGCAAGAUCUACGAGCUUACGGUUCUAAAGGACAGGUUCACAGGCAUGCACAAAGGCUGCGCUUUCCUCACCUACUGCGAGCGUGAGUCAGCGCUGAAGGCCCAGAGCGCGCUGCACGAGCAGAAGACCCUGCCCGGGAUGAACCGGCCGAUCCAGGUGAAGCCUGCGGACAGCGAGAGCCGAGGAGGUAGUAGCUGCCUGCGCCAGCCCCCUUCACAAGAUAGAAAACUCUUCGUGGGCAUGCUCAACAAGCAGCAAUCCGAAGACGACGUGCGCCGCCUCUUCGAGGCUUUCGGGAACAUCGAAGAGUGCACUAUCCUGCGUGGGCCGGACGGCAACAGCAAGGGGUGUGCCUUUGUGAAGUACUCCUCCCACGCUGAGGCGCAAGCCGCCAUCAAUGCUCUACAUGGCAGCCAGACUAUGCCUGGAGCCUCCUCCAGCCUGGUGGUCAAGUUUGCAGACACUGACAAGGAGCGCACGAUGCGACGGAUGCAGCAGAUGGCUGGCCAGAUGGGCAUGUUCAACCCCAUGGCCAUCCCCUUCGGGGCCUACGGUGCCUACGCUCAGGCACUGAUGCAGCAGCAAGCAGCCCUUAUGGCAUCGGUUGCACAAGGAGGCUACCUGAAUCCCAUGGCUGCCUUCGCUGCCGCCCAGAUGCAGCAGAUGGCAGCCCUCAACAUGAAUGGCCUGGCAGCCGCUCCUAUGACCCCAACCUCAGGUGGCAGCACCCCUCCAGGCAUCACUGCACCAGCUGUGCCUAGCAUCCCAUCCCCCAUUGGGGUGAAUGGCUUCACCGGCCUCCCCCCACAGGCCAAUGGGCAGCCUGCUGCGGAAGCUGUGUUUGCCAAUGGCAUCCACCCAUACCCAGCACAGAGCCCCACAGCAGCAGACCCCCUGCAGCAGGCCUACGCUGGAGUACAGCAGUAUGCAGGACCAGCUGCCUACCCUGCUGCCUAUGGUCAGAUAAGCCAGGCCUUUCCUCAGCCACCGCCAAUGAUUCCCCAGCAACAGAGAGAAGGGCCAGAGGGCUGUAACCUGCUCAUCUACCAUCUGCCCCAGGAGUUUGGGGAUGCUGAGCUGAUGCAGAUGUUCCUCCCUUUCGGUAAUGUCAUCUCCUCGAAAGUGUUUGUGGAUCGGGCGACUAACCAAAGUAAAUGCUUUGGCCGGCACCCCGUGCCCUCCCGCUGCCAGGCCCCCUCCUGUCAGGGAGGACAGUGUGCAAUAAGCUCCUCCGCCCGCAGCGGCCCCGGGCGGCCCCGUGGAAACCCAGGCCCUGGUCCCUCGUGUCUCGCCAGGCUUCGUGAGCUUCGACAACCCGGCCAGCGCGCAGACCGCCAUCCAGGCCAUGAACGGCUUCCAGAUAGGCAUGAAGAGGCUCAAGGUGCAGCUGAAGCGGCCCAAAGACGCCAAUCGCCCGUACUGAGCGCCGGCGGGAGCGUCCCCCGGGGGAGACCAGGACUCGCACAGGGCCAGUCAAAUCCACCACAGUCUCGCGCUGAGCUAGGAAUAAAGUUCACGUAAUCACAUGAGAGUGGAGAAAAGUCCCCCAUCCGGCAGGAUGCUGAACGGGCUACAUUAAAAACAAACCUCUUUCUCUCUCUAUUUAUAAAUGAGAACUGUUGGAUGACACCUUUGACAUAUCAGCCAAUACCAAUCAAGCUGAAGACUCCAGACACUCUGUGUGACUGUAACAUUUCUUCAAGGAAAGUAUAGCAUCUAUGGAGUGCAGAGGGCACGUGUUUGGGGAAAAAUAUACAAGACAUAAAGAUGACGACGAAGAAGAAAAACGAGAUAAAA
Phodopus roborovskii (desert hamster) is the source of this 2183-nucleotide messenger RNA. RefSeq names its product CUGBP Elav-like family member 4 (gene Celf4). Lineage: Eukaryota; Metazoa; Chordata; Mammalia; Rodentia; Cricetidae. The transcript is spliced from 15 exons. Gene Ontology annotation, biological process: mRNA splice site recognition; regulation of alternative mRNA splicing, via spliceosome. Gene Ontology annotation, cellular component: cytoplasm; nucleus; ribonucleoprotein complex. The coding region runs from base 156 to 1907 and encodes 583 amino acids. Gene Ontology annotation, molecular function: mRNA binding. The record is from RefSeq and is a predicted model, not a curated record.